Hydatigera taeniaeformis is the source of this 1077-nucleotide messenger RNA. NCBI's taxonomy places the organism in Eukaryota, Metazoa, Platyhelminthes, Cestoda, Cyclophyllidea, Taeniidae. The record is from the annotation of a GenBank genome assembly.
AUGAGUCGUAAGACACCUCAACAACGUGAAGCCAGCAAGAAGGCCAAAAUUGAGCCUCUCAAAAGCGACAAAUAUCGCCUUAUCAGUCGCCUAGGAGAUGGUGGAUUUUGUGAGGUGUUCAAAGCAAAAGAUCUCGUCAACAAUCGAUACGUUGCGAUUAAGCGCGUGGAUCGAAGUAAACCAACGUACCAGAAAUACUCUCCAAAAGAUGUUGAGAAAAAGGUGAAGAAGCUGAUGUAUAGAGAAGCUACUAUUAUGCGCUCAUUAGAUCAUCCGAACCUGAUAAAGUUGUAUGAGCUAGUCGAAGAUAAUGAACAAAUAUUUAUCGCAAUGCAACUGGCAGAAGGUGGCGAACUUUUUGACAGGAUCAUUAAACGUGGGAAGUUUACGGAAAAGGAUGCAGCCACAGUUGUGGCCCAGGUUAUUGCGGCAAUCAAAUACAUGCACGAUCGCGGUUUCGUUCACCGAGACAUUAAACCGGAAAAUAUUUUAUUCGAUAGCAUCAGUGACGACUCGAAGCUUCUCAUUACUGAUUUCGGACUAUCGCGUGAGUUGGAGCAAAAGAUGCUUACCAAUUGCGGCACUGUUGAUUAUUCAGCUCCAGAACUUCUCAAAAGCAAGCUUACGAAAGUAGGGUAUGGGCCAGAAGUUGACAACUGGAGCAUAGGUGUCGUAUCCUACAUUCUACUUUGUGGCUACCCACCAUUCUAUUCUACAAAUCAAGAUGAUAGUGAGAUAAAGAAGCAGAUCAUGUCCGGUACUUACCACUUUCAUCAUCCGCACUGGGAUAAUAUUUCAAAACAUGCAAAAUCAUUCGUUGCUGGCUUGUUAAAAGUUGAUCCGUCAGAGAGGAUGUCAUUAAAGAAUGCUUUGGAACACCCCUGGAUUAAAUUGGAGUGCCCAAAUACUUUGGACCUCUACCCACUCAUAGAGGAACGAAUGAGAGACACGAUUGCCAAGCAACGCUGGAGAUGUUUGGGUUUAGCUGCUGGAGCAGUUCACUUAAUGAGUGUUCAAAGUCCUUCCAUGAUUGUGCGCAGACCCUCAAUCAUGGAGACCCCAAUAAUGAGUGGCUGA